Cimex lectularius (bed bug) is the source of this 1360-nucleotide messenger RNA. It is a transcript of the gene Mettl4, whose product is annotated as methyltransferase-like protein 4. The record is from RefSeq and is a predicted model, not a curated record. The transcript is spliced from 5 exons. Bases 158 to 1273 code for a protein of 371 amino acids. Gene Ontology annotation, molecular function: methyltransferase activity. Lineage: Eukaryota; Metazoa; Arthropoda; Insecta; Hemiptera; Cimicidae. Gene Ontology annotation, cellular component: nucleus; RNA N6-methyladenosine methyltransferase complex.
GAAUGUUUUUGCCUCGGAAGGUUUCAUUAUUUACAUGACUUCUUUAUUUGAAGGUGUUAUUAAUUUUAUGAUGUGAUAUUCUCUUUUAUGAGGGCCCUGUCUCUUCUCGGACAAACUUGAUUGUUGUAAUGCCAUCGCGUGUUUUUCCCGGCCCGAUAUGAGCAUAGUCUGCCGCACUGACAAAGGGUGGGUCGUAUCCCAUUAUGAUUACACCAAGAAAAUCUACACCAACGUCCUUUCCCACUCGGGCCUGAUCGACCUGACGUACAACAAGAACCUGUUCAACAUCAUCACGCCUCUGAUGAGGGACCGAGAAGUCAGGAAUUUUCUGAAAGACGUCAGCGAAAAAGAAUUCGUCCUGUCGAAGGAUCUGAAAAGAAAGGGCGUCAAGUCGACUCUGUUCGACCACGAAAUAAAAUCCGUUGAAAAUUUGUUCAUAGAAAUAGUGGAUUUAGCUAAGAAGAAGAACCUUUUUCUCGGUGAACCCAGCGAGGAAGACUAUUUGAGCAAUAACCGAGAUGCGAGGGAAUUCGCUGAGAGGCUGUCGAGCGUUUCACACAAACUGAUUUGUAAAGGAGGCAAUAACUCUGCUUCGCCUUUGAUAGCAACUAUCGAAGGCAGAGAUUAUGUCAUCCCUUCAUCCUGUCUCUUUUUCUCAUGUGACAUAAGGGCAAUAGAACAGAAAUUAGACGGUUCUAGAUAUGACUUUGUCCUUCUUGACCCUCCCUGGAGGAAUAAAUUCGUCCGAAGAAAAAAAUUACUCAACCAAGGAUACGAUAUGUUAAGUAAUGACGAUAUUAAAGAAAUUCCUAUUUCCAAAAUGUUAAAUAAUAAUGGCUUAGUAGGAGUGUGGUGCACUAAUGCUCCAUCUCAUAUAGAAUCAGUCAAAGAGACUUUAUUCGAGAAAUGGGGUUUAGAAUACUGUGCGACUUGGUUUUGGGUUAAGGUCACUCGAUCAGGAGAGCCGAUUUGUCCAUUUUAUAGAAAUCACAGCAAAAAACCCUACGAGAGAAUAAUUUUUGGACAUGUAUGUGGGCACAACAAUCGAGUGCCUGAAGAAAAUAAGAUAAUAGUUAGUGUGCCUAGUUCUGUACACUCCCAUAAACCUCCUUUGCCAGAAAUAUUAUCUGAUUAUUUGCCGAACAAACCUAAAUGCAUAGAGCUGUUCGCUAGAUACUUGCUACCAGGAUGGACUAGUGUUGGUGACCAAGUUCUCUCCUUACAGUAUGUUCCAUAUUUUGAAACUGAUGCUAGCGAAGAAGUUUCUAAGUAAAUAUUUAAAAAAAAAAAUGUUUUACAACAUACCACUCUGUGAUAUACCAUUUGGUCUGUUGAUAAAUAAAUUAGAAUUGUUUAAGUA